Molecule: messenger RNA, 4170 nt
Organism: Zeugodacus cucurbitae (melon fly)
Lineage: Eukaryota; Metazoa; Arthropoda; Insecta; Diptera; Tephritidae
Exons: 5
Coding region: 1118-3127 (669 amino acids)
Source: RefSeq, a predicted model, not a curated record
AUCGCGCGGCAGUUUAUUUUAUUACUUAUUUACCUUUGCUGAUUUGUGAGCGCAUAUAGAUGCCAUAUGCCGUGAGAGUGUGUGAGUUGUUGGUAAUGUUGAACGACGGAAAACUGCCAACUGCUGUGAUCGUCGCAAAGGUGAGCUCAGUUGGAAUCUGAUAUUCGGCGCGAGCGAACGUUGAGCGGAGGCGAACACGUGGACGACGAACGCAGCAACGACGAAUCGUCCCAACAACGAUUCCGGCUUUUUUAACUGUUGGAAACGAAUCAGACCGCAAAAUUUCCAAGUAAUUUUGCGCUAUUAAAUUAUGGCUUUUCGGUUUUACGACAAAUGAGCAAAUUACAAUACGCGGCAGUUAACUGUUCAAAGCGCGAAAUUAUGAAAACGAUAUGAUAAAGAGGCCUCAGCUAUUCGAAGAGCCUAUUUGCGAAGUUAGGGCGUGUAUGCGAAAUUAUUUGUGCGCGAAUUGGAAAAUUCCUGAGCGAUUUUUGCAAUUUUCACAAUUUCGUCCAGUGUUUUAACGUGUUUCUCUGGGAGAUCGUGUGUGGUGUGUCUCUCGAAGUGGAUUGUGUGAAAGCUGUUUUUUGGCUUUUCGAAUCGCUAAAUUGUAUUUGCACCGAAUAAACGCCAGCAAGUGAGAUGCAAAUUCAACAUAAAAGCUGACAAACUCAUAUUGGUGAUGCAAAUUAACAGUAACAGCAGUAACAGCAGCAACAACAACAACAACAACUGCUCCGACGAGUUUUGCAUUUUUGAUUGGAAUUAAAAUAUUUUCAAAGCGAAAUUCCACAAAAAACAAACAAGCAAAUAAAUAAAUAAUAAACGCUUCGAAGGCAUUAUUGCAAACGCGAUUUGUUGUGAAAAAAAUUAAAAUUAAAAUUUGCAAUUUUAAUUAAUUAAUAAAAAUCAAAUCAUAAACACAAAAACAAAAACAAAAGCCACAGUCUUGGCGAGUGUUUGGCAAUGCUAAUGCAGCCGAAUAAGAAAAUUAAAGAAGAAUAGCAGUGACAAAGCGUAAUCAUCGAUAAAAAUAAAGUGUUGAAACAACAACAACAACAAUAAAAAUAUAUAAAGGCGAGCGUAAAUAAUCAAGAAGAAGCAUACAAAUAGCAAAAUGGUCAACUCAUGUCUUCUGUUGAGCGACAGCUGUGACUAUCCCAUCAACAGCAACAGCAACAGCAACAGCCACAAUAACAAUAACAACAACAACAGCAACAGUGCUGUUAAAAACCGUGUGUGCAAUAGCACCGACGACGAACACAAAAGCAAUAAAUUCGUUAUUAAAAGACGCCAGCGAAAUAUGCCAGAUUGUGAAAUGAGGAAUCAAAUUAACUUGGCCACUCUUCGUGUUUCAUUGAUCGGCGUUUUGUCAUUGUUGGCCAUGGCCAGUGCGAUUUCUGCCGCAGAGGGGGCCACCGUCUACUCGAACAUCAAUUUCCUAACGAAUCCCAAAUUCGAGCAGAUCUGCAGCGUUCAGCAGGAGCACUACAUCGAGAGCGACGGCAAAGAGUCUAGUCUAAUACUUGAAUUUGCACCCGGCGUUUUAGCCGAGAAGCGUCAUCUGUGCACGCGCAUCCUCAGCGCCCCCGCCAACUAUGGCUUCAUCGUACGCCUUAUUUUACCAAAGAUACGCCGCAAUCGCCAUGGCACCACCUCCAACGGCAAGGUCGACGACGUGGUCGGCCCGGCGACGAGCUCAGUGGGAGUUACAUCGGUAACCGCGACGACAGCACGAGAAGCGAACGCACCGACGGAAGACGAUGGAACCGCUGCAAACUCUGGAGCGCCUGGCAGCGGUUUGCCAGCUCUCAGCGGUAUGACGUCUUUGAUUGACAAAAUCAAUGCGACCGUUAGCAAGUCAGGAAAACCAACAAGAUCGUGUCCAUUGUCCAUUUUCAGCUCGCUCGACUUCCAUACGCCGCAAUGGCGAUUGGACCCAUGUCAGCUGGAGGACUCAGCGCCGGAGAUGGAUGACCCCGUGCGACUGUUUCAUGGGCGUGUGCGCAUUGUAUGGGAGCACGGUCACCACAAGCUGAAUUCCAAACUGAUGGUCACUGCCUUGGGCAAGGGCGAUCAGUGCCGCAGUGAAAAGAAGCACCAAUGCUUGCGCAUCGGUGACGAACCAAUCCUCUGCAUUUCGAAGGACCUCGUCUGUGACGGCAUUCGUCAUUGUCCGGUUAGCAAUGAGUACGACAGUGAUGAGGACUACGAAAUGUGUUGGAAGCGUCGGCGCUACGGCGAACCCAUACCACCCGCCAUGGAGACCGACAUUUUCGAACACUUUGCUCUGGAGGUUUUUCGCAAUUUGUUUGCCUUCGAUGUGCCGACACGUAGCGGGACUACAACCCCAAUAGCCAUAGCAGCGGAUGCAGCGACUGCGAAUGAGAGUAGCGCUGGCGGUGUGAAUACCACCACACUGCGCAAAGUCGACUCGAAGCAAAUAGCUAAAUCCGGUCCGAAUGAUACAAGCCAAAAUGCGAAUAAUACUACAAACAUCACAGCUCAAGCCGAGGCGAACACCACUGAAAGCUCCACCGGCCAUCAUCGGCGCAAUUCGACACGUUCUGGCCUCAACUCGGACCUCUCGAAGUACGGCCCAUGGGGUUAUCUCAUGCUGGGCAUGCUACUGUGUGGUGGUGCCUUGCUGAUAUGUGGACUUUGGGUUUGCUGUUGUCGCUUAAGCUUUCACAUUCAAACCAUCCGUUCACUUUCAGCCUCUGCAUCCCAGCACGCGACCCAGAACGAACGCGAAUCAGCGCUGCAGAGCAGUGCCGCCGCCGCAGGAGGUGAUCUUCAAACGGGCAGCGCAUCCCCACCCAACUACGAAGAGCUCGAUCCGCCGCCCGCCUACUCGGUACUCUUCCCCAACCAAAAGGCGGCCUCCAGCACAACGUUAAGCUCUCUGGGCGCUGCAGCACUCAUGCCGCCGACAAUAACCGCCGUCGCGGUAACAACGCCCAAUGGCACCGUAAUGACAAUGCCCAUAGGCGGAGACGGAGCAGCAGCGUCAUCUACGGCAGCAGCAGCAACAACAGCAGCUGCAGCGUCCGUCUCGUCAGCAGCUAGCUCUACAACAACGCGCGUGCAGCUCGAGAGUGCAACGUGCAGCUCGCAAGCUCAGUGAUGACAACUGAGAGAGCCCGUGCGGUACCUGACGGACGUCGCCUAAUAUUACUAAAUACUAUAGCGUAGAGAAGAAGUUUUUCUGAUUUUCCAAAAAAACGACUGACUUUUUAGUUCGAUGUAAGAUUUAAUUUAGCUAUACAAUAAUUAACGAGCUCAUUUGUUAGGUUAGAAACUCGACAAGCUCCUUUAUAUUUUAUGUGAAUGUGUUGUGCCCUCGAUACUUUGCUCUUUUGUUUUAAACAAUAGUUUAUAAAAAAAUUUGUUUUGGAUUAAAUCCUGUUCCCCCAAAGUUAAACCUGAAACUUGUUUUAAACCAAUACACAAGCCGAUUGAAUGAAUAAUAAGUAUAAUGUGUUUUAGAGAGAAACAUUUAAAAUGCUUCGAAACAUUUAGCACUGAAAGCACUGAAAGCUUAAUUUCCACUGCAUAGGUUUAAAGAAGCUCGACUAUGAAACUUAGUUUUCACAGAAGAAUUGAUAUUUGAAGCUUUUAUCCAUAUCUCAAGAACAGAAUUAUCCUGAGUGAAUUUGUUCUGAAAAGCUUGAAAGCUCUCCAAGAUAGGCGAUCAGCUGUACUCAGUUGCUUGCGGCUAUUUUAUUCUUUGACACUCCUUAUUAUUUGUUUAUUCUCUCAGUUUCCCACUCAAUUCUUUCGGUUUUUCAGUUUACAAUAAUGCGUAAUACAACAACAAUGAGCGAGCUUUUGAUAAUAAUUCUCUGUUAAAUAAUAGUGUCAAAUGUCCAUAGAAAUGAGAGUAAGUCGUUGUGUAAUUGUAUUAGUUAUUCCAAAUAGCGGUUAACUUGAUAUCUGUAUGUAACGUAUUUAUAUGUAUAAGUGCUAAUAUGCAUACUGGAGAAACGUAAUUUAAUACUAAUUUAUUGUAAUGUGAUAUAAGUUAAUGAUUCACAUAGUUAAAGCUUUGUCGACGUGUAAACAAAAUUAUAAAUGCAAACGUAAUUACUUAGUAGGAAAAUAACAAAAAACAACAAAAAUAUAUAUAAUACGAAAAUGACUUAUACAAAUAAAAAUUUUACAAAAAUA